AUGAGGCAGCCAGAAGGCCAAGGACGUUUAACCCUCGACGACUUCGUCCCCAACCAAGUCAUCGCCAGCACGCCUAGCAUGAGCGCAGGCUCUGUCCUGCAGUCGGACAUGACCAUAAAGUUCCAAGAGCUACGCGAUAUCCUGGACGGUGCGUGGGUGGAACAGCUCAAGGCCGACUACGAACAGCGCAAGGCCGACAAGCAGCGCAAGGCCGACGAGGAAGCCCGCCGGACAUCAACAUCUACCAACCAGCACUCCAAUCCAAGAAGUUUCAAUAAUCUCGUCAAUCAAUUAGUUAGCCAGAAGACCCGAGACAGACAUGGACGACAAGGAUAUAGCCCGAGCUGGGAUGAGGACUAUCAGGUCCACUGCAGCGUGGACUCCCCGGACCCGGACGUUGACUGA
Messenger RNA from Anthostomella pinea, 405 nucleotides. NCBI's taxonomy places the organism in Eukaryota, Fungi, Ascomycota, Sordariomycetes, Xylariales, Xylariaceae. The record is from the annotation of a GenBank genome assembly.